GCUACUUGGCAAGAUGCAGUGCCCCAUCUCUCCACAGAACGCAUCCUGUUGUUAAAAAGUGAAGAGCCUAGUAAAAAGCUACUAUGGCUACUUGCAGAGGAAUACAGAGCCCACCCUUUUAUUGCCUGA
Ambispora leptoticha is the source of this 129-nucleotide messenger RNA. The record is from the annotation of a GenBank genome assembly. Lineage: Eukaryota; Fungi; Glomeromycota; Glomeromycetes; Archaeosporales; Ambisporaceae.